This is a messenger RNA of Humulus lupulus (European hop), 1068 nucleotides long. RefSeq lists its product as uncharacterized. Lineage: Eukaryota; Viridiplantae; Streptophyta; Magnoliopsida; Rosales; Cannabaceae. The record is from RefSeq and is a predicted model, not a curated record. Bases 1 to 1068 code for a protein of 355 amino acids. The transcript has a single exon.
AUGGAGAAUCACAACAUUCUUAGCUGGAAUGUCCGGGGCAUUAAUAAAAGGGAGAAGCAGAGAUCCCUGCGUACUUUUUGUUAUUUGAACAAAAUUGGUAUAGGAGCUUUUUUAGAAACCAAGUUGCGUGGUAAUAAAAUAGAGGAGAUGAUGACUAGUCACUUUGUUGGCUGGAAUCAUUAUACUGGGUCAGCUAAUGAAGGAAGAAUUCUUCUGGUCUGGCAGGCCAAUAUUGUAUCUGUUGAAGUGUUACAAGAUAGUGAUCAGUUUAUUCAUGCUUAUGUUAAAGAGUUGGGUUCGAGUAAAGAGUUCUGUUUGUCUUUUGUUUAUGGGAGGAAUACGAUUGAUGAGCAGUUACAGUUAUGGCAAGAUUUAUCUAGGCUGUCUUUUCCAGUCAAUCCUUGGCUUGUGGCUGGAGACUUUACUGCUGUUUUUUAUUUUAAUGAUCGGCUUGGUGGUCGUGAUGUUGCUGCUAUGGAAAUGGUGGAUGCUCAAAGAUGGAGAUCUAUAGGGUUGGUUGAUGAACUUCGCACUUGUGGUUCCCAUUACACUUGGUCAAAUAAGCAAGCUGCUGAGGCUAGAAUCUAUUCCAAAUUGGAUCGUAUAUUUAAAAAUGAAGCCUGGUUGGACUUAUUUCCUCAAUCUGAAGCCUAUGUUAAUUGGGACAUGAUUUAUGACCAUUGUUUUUGCGUCAUUAAAACCAUAACAACUUUGAACUUAGGCAUUAAACCAUUCCGUUUUUUCAAUAUGUGGGCUGACCAUGAAGGAUUCAGAGAGACUGUGUUGCAGAACUGGAUUAAGCCGAUAAAAGCUCAUGGUUUAGAGAGAAUAAUGAGGCAAUUGGUGAGACUCAAACAUAUCCUUCGCAAGUUUAACAUAAGGGAAAUUGGUGAUGUUGUGCACAAGUAUACUGUAGCCAAAGAGAACUACCAAUCUGCCCAAUGUCAGCUCCAAAAGGAUCCUUAUUCAGCUAAUCUUCAAAGAGAGGAAAGGUCUGCAUUUGGGACUUUCUCUAGUCAAUCUAGAUACUAUGAUAGCUACCUUAGACAAAAAAGCAAAAUUAACUAG